This is a messenger RNA of Oppiella nova, 442 nucleotides long. The record is from the annotation of a GenBank genome assembly. NCBI's taxonomy places the organism in Eukaryota, Metazoa, Arthropoda, Arachnida, Sarcoptiformes, Oppiidae.
AAUAAGUCCUACGAUAACGGCUCCCGAAAGUCGCUGUUAGACAUCGAUGACGACAAGUAUAGACGCAAAUCGCCGAUGGAGUUCCUGUCCCGAUGGCUCCGAUCGCACUCGACGUUCGCCAACAGACGAAAUAUGCCGACCUUCACAUACCGGCGCUUAAUUAUAGUCGCAAUUCUAGUAUUUAUAGGCAUAUGUACUCUAAUCCACUAUUUCUUGAAGUUUGGCCGCGAGAGCGCCGACAGCGACCCACUACUCGACCCCCGAUUUAAUCCCAACAUUCGCAACGAACAGAUCGAUAGAUAACACAUCCCUUUCCCCCACUAAUAAGCCCUACUAUUAUGUGAUUCAUUCAUAUAAUAUAUAAAUUAUUAUGAAUUUCAUAACAACAAAAAUAAAGUGAUUUAUCGUUUAUUUUCAAAUGAAUUUUUAGUGCAAAGCGAAG